UCUGGGAUCCAGGAGUUCGAGGAGAUGGAGGGUGGUGGCGGCGGCGGCCAGCGCUGCUCCAGCAGCGCGCUGUUCUCUGGUUUCCGCGCCCUAGGACUCUUCAGCUCCCAUAUUCCACACGUGGUUCGUUACCAUGGUCGGCACCGCAAGUUCUACGUGACAACUUGCGUGGGGAAGAGUUUCCAUACUUACAAUGUUCAGAAGCUUAGUCUGGUGGCAGUAAGCAAUUCUGUGCCUCAGGAUAUCACUUGUUUGGCUGCUGAUAGAAGACUGGUUUUUGCUGCAUAUGGGAAUGUUUUCUCUGCAUUUUCCCGAAACAAAGAGGUUGCACAUACCUUCAGGGGUCACAAUGCAGAAAUUCACCUUUUACAGCCCUUUGGAGAUCAUAUCAUCUCGAUUGAUAUAGAUAGUAUCCUCAUCAUUUGGCAUAUAUAUUCGGAAGAAAAGUACCUUCAGUUGAUUUUCGAUAAAGCUGUUUUUAAAAUUUCUACCGUUUUACAUCCAAGUACCUACUUGAACAAAAUUCUCCUUGGGAGUGAACAAGGAAGCCUGCAGUUGUGGAAUAUAAAAUCCAACAAACUUCUCUAUACAUUUCCAGGAUGGAAUUUUGCAGUGACAGCUCUCCAACAGGCACCUGCAGUGGACGUCAUUGCGGUUGGACUUGUGUCUGGUCAGAUUAUUAUCCAGAACAUAAAAUUUGAUGAAACACUGAUGAUGUUUCGCCAAGAUUGGGGUCCCAUCACUUCAAUUUCUUUUCGUACAGAUGGACAUCCAGUAAUGGCAUCUGGUAGCCCUCUUGGUCAUAUAGGUCUCUGGGACCUAGAAGAAAGAAAACUAAUCAAUCAAAUGAGAAAUGCCCAUUCUACAGCAAUUGCUGGUCUGACAUUCCUCCAUGGAGAGCCACUUCUCAUUACUAAUGGUGCUGAUAAUGCACUGAGGAUUUGGAUAUUUGAUGGUACUGCAGGUGAAGGUCGGAUUUUGAAAUUCAGAAUGGGUCAUAGUGCUCCUUUAACCAAAAUUAGAUACUAUGGACAAAACGGACAACAAAUUCUUAGUGCAAGUCACGAUGGUACUUUACAGUCAUUUUCUACAGUUCAUGAAAAAUACAACAAGAGUUUGGGACAUGGAAUGAUAAAUAAAAAGCAAGCCAAACGUAAAGGUAUUAAGAAUUGUGAAUCAAUGAGACUUCCACCCAUAACAGUAUUUGUAGCAGUUUCUCCAAAGGCUAUAGAUAUCACCCCCUGUGGAAAUUUUGCUGUAAUUGGGCUUACAUCUGGAAAUGUUGAUGUCUAUAACAUGCAGUCUGGUAUGCAUCGAGGUUCAUUUGGAAUGAAAAAAGCCCAUGAAGGCGCUGUUAGAGGAGUAGCAGUAGAUGGAUUAAACCAGUUAACAAUUACAGCUGGUAGUGAAGGAUUACUCAAAUUCUGGAACUUUAAGACUAAAAUGUUAAUUCACACUACAAACCUGAGUUCGUCUCCAAGCAUCAUGCUGCUGCAUAGAGAUAGUGGCAUCCUGGGAAUUGCCUCAGAUGACUUCAGUCUAAGUGUUCUAGACAUAGAAACCAGAAAGACGGUCAGAGAGUUUUUUGGACACCAAGGCAAGAUAAAUGACAUGGCUUUCAGCCCUGAUGGUCGCUGGUUAAUAAGUGGCUCAAUGGAUUGCUCAAUUAGGAUUUGGGACCUUCCAUCUGGGUGCCUUAUAGACUGUUUCCUAGUGGAUUCAGCACCUAUUAGUCUUACUAUGUCUCCCACUGGAGACUUUCUGGCCACUUCCCAUGUGGAUAAUCUUGGAAUUUAUCUUUGGUCUAACAUUUCCUUAUAUUCACUUGUUUCAUUACGGCCACUUUCAGCAGAUCAUGUUCCUGCUAUUGUAAUGCUUCCUGGUACCUGCCACAUCCAAGAAGAAGAAUUCUCAGAAGAAAUUGAAGGGCCAAAUGAUGAAAUAAUAGAUUAUGACUCACCAGAACAGCUCAAUGAGCAGCUGUUGACUUUGUCACUACUACCUGAAUCAAGGUGGAAAAACCUUCUCAAUCUUGCAAUUAUUAAGAAAAAAAAUAAACCAAAGGAACCUCCUAAAGUGCCCAAAUCAGCACCAUUCUUUAUACCUACUGUUCCUGGCCUUGUACCAAAAUACCUUUCCUCUGAACAAGAUAUAAGUUCUCAACAGUCUAAAGUGAUAAAUCUUGGAAUUUUGGCUCAAAAAUCUGACUUCUGCCUGAAACUUGAAGAAGGACUUAGCACUAAUAAAUAUGAAUCUCCACUUAAUGUUUUUAAGGAAUUGGGCCCUUCAGCUAUUGAAAUAGAGCUCCGAAGCUUAUCUCCAGAAUGUGGUGGCUCUGUAAAACUCAUGCAGAGUUUCUUGAAAAUGAUUGGAGCAAUGUUGACCACAAAACGUGAUUUUGAACUGGCUCAGGCAUAUCUAGCUUUAUUUUUAAAGUUACACCUUAAAAUUCUUCCUUCAGAGCCAGUACUAUUAGAAGAAAUGACAACAUUGUCUUCACAAUUAGAAGAAACUUGGAUCCAUCUGCAGUCCCUCUUCAAUCAAAGCCUGUGUGUGUUAAAUUUUAUAAAAAGUGCUUUGUUAUGAAACUUAUUUCUUAUUCUUUCAAAACAUAAAAACUCAGAAACCUAAAAUUUUUGAAGGGAGGCAUGAUCAAGAGAGAUUGGUAAUUGUUUUUAAACAAGGACAUAAUAUGAGUUCUAUUUUACCCAAUUAAUUCUUUACUAUUUCAUUGUAUAGUAAAAAAAAUUGCUGAUCAUAUUAACUGGAUUAUACAGUCACUGAUCCUUCAGCACAGAUACAGCUAAUUCCCUUGAAUUAAAAACAAAAGGUAUUUUGUAUUUGUUUCAUAUCUCUUUAGAAAUUCCUCAAUCCAUUUUCUGGUACCUUCCAUUCUUUGUCUUUCUGGUAUUACAUAUCUUGAAAUCUUCCUCACCUAUUUAGUGUCUUCUCUGCCAUGCAAUCUUUAGUAUUUCUUAACAUUGUAAUUAGACUAAACCCACUGUUUCAUAAAAGAACUCCCAAUGAAGACAUUUCCUCUCCUUGUUCAGAUGAGCACCUUUUGUGCUGCUCAUUUCAGUAUUCCAGACAGCUCUUUGUUUCAGAAAUUGAGAAAUUAAAUGAUGCUUGGACAGUCAUUAUAUAUUAGAGGUAGGAUUUGAACUCAGGCAGACUGUCCACUGCCUUCUUGUAGGUAUCAUUUUUAAGUGAAAUCAAAGGGGGCAACAAAUUCUUAUUCUUUCUAUCAGUUUAUAACCUAAUAAAUGGGCAUAUUCUAUUGAUAGAAGGAAUAGUGUAGGCAAAUUAAAAAAGAAAAAGAUUUACUCAUCUUGAUGGAUGAAAAGUUAGAAUUGUAACAUUUUAGAGCUGGAAAUUCUUGUCAUUUUACAAAUGAGAAAACUGAAGCUUUGAGAGAUUUGUGACUUUUCCAAGGUUACAUAGUGAAUGAGAGGGUUAGGACUAGA
Molecule: messenger RNA, 3464 nt
Organism: Gracilinanus agilis (Agile Gracile Mouse Opossum)
Lineage: Eukaryota; Metazoa; Chordata; Mammalia; Didelphimorphia; Didelphidae
Gene: WDR36
Product: WD repeat domain 36
Exons: 22
Coding region: 25-2586 (853 amino acids)
Biological process (GO): rRNA processing
Cellular component (GO): Pwp2p-containing subcomplex of 90S preribosome; small-subunit processome
Molecular function (GO): protein binding
Source: RefSeq, a predicted model, not a curated record